AAGGAGCGGUUUGUGCAGGUGUGUAUGGUUUGUACUUGGUCUGGCAUGAACGUAUUUGAUCACUUGUUCUUCUCCUGGUCAAAAUGAACAAAAAGCCAAACAUCGAGAUUCUAAAGGAACCCAAAGGAUUCAUAAAAGGCAUCGAACUGAUCAUCACCAUAUUUGCCUUUGCCACUGUAGCUGGUUUUAUAGGUCAUGUUGAAUUUUUCCUCGACUGCAAAGAAACACCACCACAAAAACGCAAAGUUAGUGUGGAUUUUUACUACCCAUUCAGUGAGAUGGAAACAUAUGUCGCAGGAGAGACGUUCUGCAAUGAUACCCGACCAGGAAAAAGUCCACUGAAUUUGAACUACAGGUCUGAGGCUGAGUAUAUCGUCUUCACUGGCGUAGUAUCCAUGUUGUUCAUCAUUGUGGCUCUUGUUUACUACAUCUUUUUUGAAGAUCGAGCAAAGGAAGCCACUUCAACUGAUGUUGGUUAUUUUUCAUUUCCAGUUGUGGAUUUUGUCUUUACUGUUGUCCUGGUCAUCUUCUGGUUCACAAGCUCCAUAGCAUGGGCCGCUGGAUUGUCUGGGCUUAAAGACGCCACAGGCCAGACAGAAUUAUUUAAAAAUUUUAAACCUUGUACUCAAGGCUGUUCAUCAUUCAGUGGGGCAACUUAUGGAUCUGCUACUGUUGCUGUGGUCUUUGGAUUCCUCAACUUUUUUGUCUGGGGUGGCAAUCUGUGGUUCCUUUUUAAAGAGACACCAUGGCAUAGUCCCCGUUCUGGACAAAGUGGUGAGAGUGUGCCGCAGGAGCCUCCACGACAAGAUAUUCCUUCUGCCCCGGCAAUUUAAUCUCCUUUCUUUGCACUGCAAGGAAUGGCACAAAACAAUUUUGGACCAUGUUCCUUAUUGUGAAAAGCUGAACCAGUUACUGGCACACUAUUACCCUAUCAGAUAUGAGGAUUUAAGAUUCUGGCCGGCUGAGAUACUUCACAAAACAGUGAUUUCCAGUUUUUUCGUCUAAUUAGUUUGUGUAUUUUUAGUUGCAGAUAAAUUGUCUUUAUGGAUUACUCUGUUAGCAAGCAUUCAUUAUGAAACAUUUUUUUUGGAUGAUACCAAUUAGUCAGGUCUAAGGAGUGAUUAACAAUGUUAUAGAGGUUUUGCGCAGCAGCCAUGUUGGAUGGCAGAAACAAUAGAUUAUUUUACCCAUGGGAAAAUAAUUUCUUUCUUAUGCAAAAUAUUUUCAUUGUUCCUGCCAUCCAACACAGCUGCUGUGCAAAACUUCUAUAGUCAUAUGCCAUGGAUUAAUAAGCAGUUUUUGACUGAGGUGGAGGUCCUAAUAUAAUGAUAUAGAUAUAUGUUAUUUACUAGGCUUGACGUUGUAUGGGAAAAGUCUGUGCCCAAGAACUUGAGUGCCUUGCAGGGCCGACAGCAGAGGGCUGUAUUUAAGACUAAGGUGUCAGUCACUUCCCCCUAUGAACCACCAAUUUUUUUAACUGCUGUUUUUUUUUUUUUUUUCUUUUUUUCACUUGGCCAUUGAAAAAAUUCUGGACCAUGGUCCAUUUUGUAAAAGGCUGAAAUAGUUACAAAUAACCAAUCAGAUUCACUGGUUAAAGAUUCUGGUCUUCUCAGAGUAUAACAUUAGAACCAAGAUAAUUGAAACACCUUUAGAACAAAAUCAUACUCUUAAGAAAAGGAACCUUUUUGUUUGAUAUAUCUCAGAUCCUCUUUAUAAACUUUGAACUUAAACUAAAACUUUGAACAUAGAUGCUUAAAAUCUCUAAAGCCCUUGUAUUAUCCCCCUUUUCGUAAGAAAGAAUUUAAUGUUUGGUUUCAUUUGUUGUGAAUGGUUCAUCACUAUUUUCAACUAUAUCUCAGUCUAUAAUUGCUGUUUUUUCUUUUUUGUCUGUAAUUUGAAUUAUACUUUUCUUUUGUCAAAAUACUGUGUUUACCUUUUGUAAAUGGGUCAUUUUUAGACAAAACAGUAACAAAAAUGUAUCUGUUAUUCAGAUACAAGCUUUCAAUAACAGAAUCAAUUCAAAGUGUGCCUAGUAUUUGUGUAAAUUAAAAACUUAAGGAUAACAGUUCUGUGUUUUCGUCAUGUUUAGAGAAGCAGCAUUUGCUCUGUUAAUUUCUGAAACUUGAUGAUGUAGGGUCACUUUUACUAACUGAAUGGAAUUUACUGCAUCAUGUAGCUUCAUUGAAGAAAGACAUUCUGUCUCCAAAAGAUAAAUACAAUCCAAGAGACUUGUGCAAAGGGGUACUUCUAACUCGUUGCCAUCAUUAAUGAAAAUCAGGUCAAUAUUUGUAGGUCAGGACAUUUUUCUUGAAUAUUGUAUGUUACAUAUGCUUAACUUGUGUAAUCAAUUAUAUUCAUGCAGUGUUAUUGGUGA
Molecule: messenger RNA, 2374 nt
Organism: Stylophora pistillata
Lineage: Eukaryota; Metazoa; Cnidaria; Anthozoa; Scleractinia; Pocilloporidae
Product: synaptophysin
Cellular component (GO): membrane; synaptic vesicle
Source: RefSeq, a predicted model, not a curated record